Molecule: messenger RNA, 1368 nt
Organism: Penicillium robsamsonii
Lineage: Eukaryota; Fungi; Ascomycota; Eurotiomycetes; Eurotiales; Aspergillaceae
Exons: 1
Coding region: 1-1368 (455 amino acids)
Molecular function (GO): protein binding
Source: RefSeq, a predicted model, not a curated record
AUGUUUAGCGAUCUACCCGCGGAAAUACAUUAUCUAAUUGCGCGCUAUCUCAAGAGCAAAGAUCUUUAUCCCCUGGUAUGCUCAUCACGUCGACUGCACGCCGUAUUCAAACGAAGCCUUUACACCGAUGUGACUCUGAACGGACGGCAGGCUAAGGACCGAGCAGUCAACAUCUUCCUAUACGCCGUGACCCGAACCCCGAGGCUGGCUAGCUUUGUUCGGUCCCUGAUGGUGAAGGGCUGGGAUCCCAGAAGCUCCAAUAGAAAGAAUCAGCACAGAGUUGAAUUUGACAGCAAUCUUGUACGCAAACUAGUCUGUGAGAGGACGGGAUAUUCCGACGAAGAGAGAUCUAAUUGGUUGAAAGAUCUCGAACGGGACAACGAAGAUGCAUGGCUGGCUCUGCUUAUUCUGCAGUUGAGGGGAUUGCGGAAACUCGGGCUCAUCUGGCCGUACGGCUCAUACUAUGUUUUGGUUAUGUUGCAAAAAGCUGCUAUUGGUUCGGAACCGAUAUUUCCUCAUCUCGAGGAAGCGUAUGUAGCUUAUGCGGAUACAGAGGGCUCCUUCUCAUCACAUUACAUGGACGCAUUCUUUAAAAUCCCGUCAAUGCGCAAAGUUAGCUGCUUUAUGUUGGGCGAGAAUGAGGAUGGCGAUGAUGAAGAGUAUAUGCCUGGAUCAGAUGACCCAAGAUUUCCGAUGCAAGAAAUCAUCUCGCCACGCUGCUCGAAUAUAACCGACAUCGACCUCGAAGAAAGCAAUGCUGCGGAGGGGAUGCGGGAAUUGGUUCAGGCCUGCAGAGCACUGAAAUCAUUCCGUAUUACCCAUGGUGGAGGACAAGUCUCCUAUGAUAUCUAUCAGCCGCGGAAAAUUUACGAAUCGCUUUCGCUCCACAAGUCAACGCUGGAGUCUAUUUGGGUCGAGCCUAAUGAUGCUGAAGAUUAUGAUGAUGAAUGGAUGGGAUCUUUUGUUGAUUUUACCGCUUUGAAGGUUAUUUGUGCUUUCUUUUGCAAUCUUGUGGGAAAUGAUGAGGGAUAUGAUGAGAUGCGAAAACUCCGGGAUGUUCUUCCGUUCUCGUUAGAGAUCUUAUAUGUUUCUGUCGAGUACGAUGAAACUUUCAAUAUCGCUAUUGAUCAGUUGGCAGAAUUGACUGCCUCAGAGAGCUUCCCUAAAUUAGCUACGAUACAUCUUGAAUUUCAUGGUCUCAAGAUACCGGAGAAUGUUGCGAGGUUUGAAUGUUUGGAACAAAGGUGUCAAGAGGCUGGUGUUUUGUGUUUUUCUCACAUCUCAAAGUGGACAGAGGAGGAGAAGCAAACGAUGGGAUUAUGGCCCGAUAACGAAGCCUACUUGCUUGGGUAUCGUAAUUGGGAAUGA